Molecule: messenger RNA, 3251 nt
Organism: Nicotiana attenuata
Lineage: Eukaryota; Viridiplantae; Streptophyta; Magnoliopsida; Solanales; Solanaceae
Product: pentatricopeptide repeat-containing protein At3g12770-like
Exons: 3
Coding region: 915-2504 (529 amino acids)
Biological process (GO): RNA modification
Molecular function (GO): RNA binding; protein binding
Source: RefSeq, a predicted model, not a curated record
UAGUAUUGGUUUAUGUUGAAUUUGAUAGCUGCUUGUGAUUUGAAUUCUGCUCUAAUCUUCUGCAUCUAAUGUAUCUUUUGUUAGUUAGUAUUUGCAUGUCAAUGAGGUUUUUAUCCGCAAAGGCGCAUCCAGGAUUUGAACAUUUUGGGUUCGAGUUUAGAAUUCUACUACAACUCAUUCAAUUUACUGAGUUCAAAAUGUACUAUUUUGUACUUGUUUAUUGAAUUUUUUAACCCGUAAACAAGGUCCGAGCCAAUAGAGGCGGAUCCGGGAUUUAAAAUAUAUGGGUUUAGCUUUUAUUAUUUUUUGGCAUUGAACCCGUUAUAUUUUUAUAGUUAGGGUUUAUAUCUAUUAUGUGUUACACUUUUGGUGAAUUUUUACACAUAGAUUUAUGCUCCUUCGAAAGUACUUAGUUCAAAUAAACCCGAUACUCAAAUGUUGCUUCCGCCCCUGCGAGCCGAAGCUACUAGGUUCAGAUGAACCUAUUAGUCUUUAACUACAUCGACCCUUGGCUAUAGGAUAUUAUUACUCUUUAAUUAGCAGUUUAUGUCUUUCAGUGAGUCUUCAGUUUACAGAUGCAGAAUAUAUGUACUAGAUGUGGGGACUGGGGAGGGACUGAGGCUUCUGUGGUUUUGUCAUCAGCAAUUUAGAUUUGGUUUCAGGAAUCUUGAAUUAUUGGACUAAAGACCUUGGUUCCCUUGCUCUACAGAUCUUUCCACUUUUCCAGGGUGAAAUGCCCUUCUUUUGAAAUUUGCUUUCACAUCUUUUAGUGCUUAGGAAUGGGAAUUUGAUUCUCUCACGUUCAUGGUUGAAUAUGGCAAGACUGAUGUUAAAGAUUCCAGUCAGUAUUUGGUCAGUAGAAUAUUGAAUCGACACAACAUCUGAAUGUAACCAUUUCGGAUUUCCUUUUGGACAUGAAUCUGUGCCUCUUAUCCCCAAUCAACUUGUCUGUAAGCAGUUGUGGCUUAUUAUUGCAAAAAUGUUUGAAAGCUAAGUUGCUGGAACAGUGCAAGCAAAUUCAUGCACUAAUGUUAACAUCGCACAUCGACAUGAAUGCUUUGUCACUGAAUUCAAAGCUCAUUGGUGCCUAUGCAAGUUGUGGGUAUCUUGGUGCAGCUGAUCUUGUGUUUGAAAGAACCAGAAACCUGAAUAUUUUUGCAUUUAAUUGGAUGAUUUCAUCUUUCGCAUUUCAUGGCUACCCUGAGAAAUCCAUUGGUUACUUCUCUCUUCUUCAACAAUCAAGAAUUAUUCCGAACAAGUACACAUUUACUAUUGUGUUGAAAGCAUGUGUUGGUCUAAUGGAUCUGAACAAAGGAAAGCAAGUGCACAGUAUGAUAUAUAGAAUGGGAUUUGAGUCAGAGUUAUCGGUUGCCAAUGCCUUGAUUGAUAUGUAUGCUAAAUGUGGCAAUACAGAAUAUGCUCGUUUAGUUUUUAAUGUAAUGGUUGAGAGAGAUAUUGUAUCCUGGACAUCAAUGAUACAUUCAUAUGCUAACACGGGGAAAAUAGAAGAAUCCUUUAUUUUGUUUGAAAAGAUGAGGUUAGAAGGCAUAAGGCCUAAUGAUUUUACAUGGAACAUAAUGAUCGCUGGAUAUGCUAGGAAAGGAGAUUGUGACACAGCUUUCACGUUAUUGUCUAAAAUGAAUAAAGAGGGGUUGACUCCAGACUUGGUUACUUGGAAUGCCAUGAUUUCGGGGUUCGUUCAAAGCCACAGAUCGACUGAAGCAUUAGCAUUAGUUCAGGACAUGUUGGAUGCAGGAGUUAAGCCCAAUGAAGUCACUCUCACUGGGCUUCUUCCUGUGUGUGGGUUGAUUGACUCUGUUUCUAGGGGGAAAGAAAUUCAUGGCUUAGUAUAUAGAUUAGAGUUUUUUGCUAAUGUCUUUGUUGCUAGUGCUCUCAUUGACAUGUACAGUCGAUGUGGUAGCGUGGAAGAGGCUUGGGAUGUUUUCAGUUCCGUUCCUUUCAAGAAUAUUGCAUCAUGGAAUGCUAUGAUAGGAUGUUAUGGAAAGCAUGGCAGAGUAGAACAUGCAAUCAAACUUUUUGAGAAGAUGCAGUAUGAAGGAGUGCUGCCAAAUGAAGUAACAUUAACUUCUCUUCUUUCUGCAUGUAGUCAUGCUGGUUUAGUUGAGAGAGGUUUGAAGAUCUUUUGGUCCAUAGAGGAGUCUUAUGGCGUUAGAGCAAGGAAAGAGCAUUAUGCUUGUGUUAUUGAUCUUUUGUGUCGUUUUGGGAGGCUAGAAGAGGCUUACAAUAUAAUCAAAGAUAUGCCAACAAAAGUUACAGAUUCAAUUAUUGGGGCUUUCUUCAGUGGUUGUAAGGUCUACACAAGGAGAGAUCUUGCUGAAAAGAUGGCUAAGGAUAUAUUGCACAUGGAUCUGAAGAAGCCUGAAGGUCUUGUAGCUCUCUCAAAUAUUUAUGCUGCUGAAGGAGAGUGGGAGAAUGUUGAGAAUGUGAGGAGCAUGAUGAAGGACAAGGGAUUAAAUAAGAUGCCUGGUUCCAGUCGGUUGUAGAGAAUAAGAUGAUAUGCGGAACUAGAUCUAGGAAUGUGAAGCAAAAUUUGAUUUUAAACCAUUAGAUAACGCAGGCGUAUUUGCUGCUAGUUUGUUAAGCCUUGGGGUUAUCAAGGCAAUGGGUCGAGGAAGAGGAAAGGGUAAGAAGUUGAGUCUAAUUGACCCCAAUGAUCCAGGAAGUGAUGAGGAAGAGAAUAUCCCUACUCAGAAGAGGAGAGGAAGGCCACAAAAAUCAUUCAAAGAUGACAUUGAAGAAGAAGCAACUGAGAUGAUCGACGAGGAAAAUUCUGAGAAUGAAAAAAAUGGAAUCGCAAACUUGGAGAUUAAAAAUUCUGCUACGGGAAAUGGGAAGAAGAGGAAUCGGAAUACUCUGAUUAAAGAAAAGCGUGAUUCAGUUAAAGAAGAAAAUGAUAAUGGAACAAGAUCAGGCAACGAUGAAUCUACUAGGUCAAAUAAUGGCUUCCGUCAUAGGCGGAAAAACAAGCCUCGCCGCGCUGCAGAAGCUGGUUUCAAGUGCAACUGACAUUUUGGCUGUGUCUUAUGUGGACUCAGUUCUUUUGUGAUGGCAGAUAGAUCCUUUUACACUGUAAAUCACGCCUUAGUUUCCAUGUUCCUUUAUGUAUGCUCAUUUUGGCACUUUAGUACAUUGACCUUUCUUAACCUUUUUGGAAAGGUCUUGUGCUGGUAGUACCGUUUAUGUGCAGAGCGUUUUUAUUUCCUAUGCAAUUUGUUGUUUGUCUGGCUUUA